AACUUGUAUUGACAUCAAAAGACAUUAUUACAUUAUAUAAAGCUUAAAAUAUUAUUAAAACUGCAGCGCUGCCUAUUUCCACCAUUGAAAUCUGCUGCUCGAAAGAACCCUGAAGCGCGGUUUCCUGCGAUGUGACGUCAGAGUAAUUUCUUCAACAGACCUUUUUCACACUCCGGGUUUUGGAACGAGGAAGUACACGUUUGCAGGGUAAACUUCGACAGGAGUGAAUGGGAGACCACAGCAAAUAUUAUUUUCACUUACCCAUUUGCUCCAAGACCAAAAGAAAACCCCCCACUAUAACGUUUGAAUGACUUUCCAAAAGAAAGGGGAAAAAAUAAUAAUAAGAGUGGUGGAUUAAGACAGAUGUGAGAAGAUGCAAAAUUUACUGUGACUCUCUCAGCAGCUGUAAUAGAAACCCCCUCGCAGCUGUGGUAAUUCGUUUUUUAAAACUAAUUCCAGGGCAAUAUAACUAUAAUGUUAUAAACUUACAAUAUUUAAAAAAUAUAUUAUAUAAAAAAGUUUGCUAGAUUUAUGCUGCUAAAUAAGGCGGAAACGCGUCAUCAUUCUGUGAAAAAUGUCAAUUAGAAGGGCUUGGACGCUCCAAUAAAAUAAAAACUUAGAAGGGCUUGGACUCAGCUCUGUAAACGGAAGAAGGUCCGUCACUAGGACUGCUCGACUCUACACUCGACCUUAUGAUAUCUCAGGACAGGACUCUGUUUCUAACAGUCAGUUCUAGAAACUACUAUAUGAUUGUAAGUCCAUUCAGAAUGCCUGGCUCACUCCCUACAAUUCGCGAAGCCACUUGGCCUAAAGAUGUGGGAAUCAUUGCGAUGGAGGUGUACAUGCCCUCUCAGUAUGUGGACCAAUCAGAGCUAGAGGAGUUUGAUGGAGUGGGAGCCGGUAAAUACACCAUCGGGCUGGGGCAGGCACGAAUGGGCUUCUGCUCGGACCGCGAGGACAUUAACUCUCUGUGCCUGACGGUCGUGCAGAGGUUAAUGGAGAAAAAUGGCCUGUCGUACGAUAGUGUGGGGAGACUGGAGGUGGGCACAGAGACCAUCAUUGAUAAGUCCAAGUCUGUGAAGACUGUCCUGAUGCAGCUGUUUGAGGAGUCGGGCAACACUGAUGUGGAGGGAGUGGACACCACUAACGCAUGCUACGGAGGAACAGCUGCUCUCUUCAAUGCUGUUAACUGGGUGGACUCCAGCUCCUGGGACGGUCGGUAUGCCCUGGUAGUUGCUGGUGAUAUUGCUGUGUAUGCCACGGGCAGCGCCAGGCCAACAGGAGGGGCUGGAGCUGUGGCCAUGUUAGUCGGACCAAACGCCCCUUUGGCCUUCGACAGAGGGCUUCGUGGGACACAUAUGCAGCAUGCAUAUGAUUUUUAUAAGCCAGAUAUGGUGUCAGAGUAUCCAGUGGUGGACGGCAAGCUCUCCAUCCAGUGUUACCUCAGCGCAUUAGAUCGAUGCUACUCUGUCUACAGGAACAAAAUCCAUGCCCAGUGGCAGAGAGAGGGUCUCAACAGGCGUUUUAGUCUUGAAGAGUUUGGCUUCAUGGUGUUCCACUCUCCUUACUGCAAACUGGUGCAGAAGUCUCUGGCUCGUCUAAUGCUCAAUGAUUUCCUCUCUCAUCCUAGUCCAAACACAGAGAGCGGCCCCUUUAGCGGACUGGAAGCUUUCAGGGAUGUAAAGGUUGAGGACACUUAUUUCGACCAAGAUGUGGAGAAGGCCUUUAUGAAAGCCAGCUCAGAAAUGUUUGAGCAGAAAACACGGGCGUCUCUCCUCAUAUCAAACCAGAAUGGCAACAUGUACACACCAUCAGUGUACGGCUGCUUGGCAUCGGUGCUCGCACAACACACACCACAGCAGUUGGCAGGACAGAGAAUUGGUGUGUUUUCUUACGGCUCAGGCUUUGCUGCGACACUCUACUCCAUCAGAGUCACACAAGACGCUACACCCGGCUCUGCAUUGGAUAAACUGGUAUCCAGCCUAUGCGACCUGCAGGCCAUAUUGGACUCCAGAAAGAAGGUUUCACCCACUGUAUUUGCUGAGAACAUGAAGCUCAGAGAAGAAACCCACCAUUUAGCAAACUACAUCCCGCAAGGCUCUGUUGAUGAGCUGUUCCCAGGAACAUGGUACCUCACUCGGGUGGAUGAAAAGCAUCGUAGGCAGUAUGCCAGACGCUCGAUGAAUGGUGAUAGGCCUCUGGAGGCCGGACUGGUCAAUUCCAGCAUUGCAACGGAGCAUAUUCCCAGCCCUCUGAAGAAGAUGCCCCGCAUCCCUACUUCCACAGCUGGCCCUGAGGUCGUCGUCAUUAGUAACGGGGAUCAUUAAGUUGACCUCUAUGAGGUGCACAUAAUGACAGGUCACAAUGAGGACACAUGAUCUGUAAAAGAAACAAGCAAAAAAGGGGCCCCAGAACUGUUGCUGCCAUUUGCUAAAAGGCAUAUCAGUGAAUGGUAUGAAACACAAAUGCAUUUUAAAUGUUCCAGAACUGGAUUUGUUUGACCAUCACUGUGGUUAAGAUGGCAGAGGGAGAUUUUGGAAAUUAAGUGUUGGUACAUGGAAAUGUUUCUCUGUUUGCUGCUCAGAUUUGUCUAUGCAGAUAUCCUAAAUUGUUUAACAGUUUAAAGUUCAAAAAUCUGCCUGUUGGCAUUUCACAAGCUCCAUGUUUUCUUUUGUUAGCAUUAAGCGAAUCUAAACUUUUUAAAACAGACAUUUUGGGGGGGCCUGGGUAGCUGAGCGAGUAUUGAUGCUGACUACCACCCCUGGAGUCGCGAGUUCGAAUCCAGGGUGUGCUGAGUGACUCCAGCCAGCUCUCCUAAGCAACCAAAUUGGCCCGGUUGCUAGGGAGAGUAGAGUCACAUGGGGUAAUUUCCUUGUGGUCGCGAUUAGUGUUUCUCGCUCUCAAUGGGGCGCGUGGUAAGUUGUGUGUGAAUUGCGGAGAGUAGCAUGUGCCUCCACAUGCUGUGAGUCGCCGCGGUGUCAUGCACUGCGAGCCAUGUGAUAAGAUGCGCAGAUUGACUGUAUCAAAAGUGAAGGCAACUGAGACAUCCUCCGCCACCCGGAUUGAGAUGAGUAACCGUGCCACCAUGAGGACCUAGUAAGUACUGUAGUGGGAAUUGGGCAUGCCAAAUUGGGGAGAAAAGGGGAGAAAAUUAAAAAUUAAAAAAAACAACCAGACGUUUUAGGAUCAGCAAGUACAAGAGGGUUUGAGCAUCAUAACACAGAUGCCUUAAAAGAACGUGCAUCCCUCACUGUUUUUAAUUGAUCGAAAAGCUGCUGUUUUCUCGCUUCUCACAUCUGUUUUAUUAUGUCCCAAUCAGCUGUCAGAAUAUCUCUGUUUUUUGCUAAAUCCUUCUAUUAUAAAACACCUUUUGUUGUCUUAUCAACAUGGCCAUGUGAGGGAAGUGUGCCUGGAUUACAUAUUAAUGAGCCAUAAACUUAUAUAAGUUUUAUAGAUUUUUAAUUAUACAGUAAUGAUUGUUUAGUUGUUACUAAACUGACUUGUAUAAGCAAACGAUUAGCACUUAUCUCUAGUGAAACGAGGAUGAUUAGAUUGUCAUUCUAGCAUAUGUAGAUGGUCUUCAUUUACUUUAUAUAAACUUGAACCAGGAAAUAAAGUAUUGCGUCUUUGAUUAUUGCUAGUGGAUAAUAACUUGAGUGUUAUUUUAGUGGAAAUACAUUAAAAACUAUUAAAUGAUGAGUUGAAUGUGUCCAUCAGUCACACUGGUAACAACUUUUGGACAACAGACAGUUUUAGUGAUUAAAGUGAGGUAGAGCACCAUCAGAUUGUCACGUCAGCUGUUGGUAUUUCAGAAAAUCUGUUGAAACGUUCACCCACAUUUUCACCCACAGUUAUUGUUGCAGCUUAUUGAUUAACAGUUCAUUUCAAAUUUGCAGUAUGGCAGAAAAGAAAUUGGUAAUACUACAAUAUUGUGAAACUUGGCACCUCAUUCAUGUUAAAGGGCUUAAAGCAAGUGUCAGUUCGACAGCUAGAUGGUCAAAGCAUUUCCUCUAGAACCUCAAUCACAUCUACAGUAUGUCUAUGUUGAUAUCUGGAAAAAAAAUAAAGUGCUUCUGGUUUAACUGCAAAUCCAUGAACUUUAAGAAGCUUUAUUGUAAGCAUGUACAAAACACAAAGCAUGUUUCUAACAUGAAACAGCAAAUGUUUACAAGAAGAUUCCCUGAUAUCAGUUAAUAAGACCAAGUACUGGUUAGGAAUGAACAGCACUUACUGUAAAAUUAUUUAUAUUUGUAGAAAUAAAAGUGGAAGACAAGCUGUAGAGACAGUACAUCACACAAUGAUUGUGGGAAUCUAGUAAUAUAUGAACUGAGAAUUAAAUGGUAAUUUUCUCAUGGUGUAUCUGUUUAUUAAUAAUUUAUUUUAUUUUUUGACUCUGUUAAUUAUUGCAAAUGAAAAAAAAAAAAAAAAAAUCAAACCCCAAGGACUGUGGAUUAUGUACAAAACUGAGUGAUGGUGUCCAGUUGUGCCCAGACUCAGGGAUUGCCCUUAGGUUAUUAUAUAUACUUUGGUUAAAUAAUUGAUGAGAAAAUAUGGGGCAGAAGUAAGGGAGAAAUUGCCCAGGAUGCUUGAGGAUCAAACUAAUACUCCCUGCCAAUAAUUACUGGAUAUAAGUGGCUGCUAAAAUUUGAUAUUUAAUGUUGAAAAUAUUAUUUUAAUGUUGACAUUGACUAAUGACCAUUACCUGUUAGUCAGUAUGGGCAAUGGCCAAAAAAAUUGCUUAAUCUUUUUCUCUUUGACAUGAACAGUCAUUUAGCAACUAUUAUUAUUAUUAUUUUUAUUUUAUUUUAUUUAUUUUUUAUUUUCAGAAAUGCUUCUGGAAGCUACUGUAUAUUCAUUCAAAUUUCAUAUUCAUAGGUUUUUAAAUGAGCAUAAUGACCAGCAAUUCACAAUUUAUAUUACUGGCAAAUUAAAUUAGAAUUUUGUUAAUUUGUCAAGACUUAGGGAUAUUAGGUAUAUUCAUGCGGUUUAGCCAGAGGGGAUCUAGCUCCCCCAGCUGAGCCUGGUUUCCCCCAUGGUUAUUUAUACAUAACAUCUUAUGAAGUUUUGUGUUCCUUGCCACAGUCACCUUUGGUUUGCUCACUGGGGGGUCUUAAGACAAAUACUAUUUUUAAUGCAUAAUCUAGUCACAUUUUUCAUAAAAAUGCACAGUGAUGACUUUAAAACAUUACAGAAAUUACAGCUUCAUUUUCUGUUACAGCAUAUUUUUCUGUAAAGCUGCUUUGAAAUGGUGAUGUUAAAAAUGCUAUAUAAAUAAAAAUGACUUGAUUUGGUACAAUGGGGAUAAAGGCAAAUGACUAAAUUUGCCACUUAGGGAAAUGUGCUUUUUUCAAUAUGUCUCAAAUAUAUAUACAGUAUUGGCCAAAAAUAUUGGCAAAUAAAGAAGCCUGUGAAAAAUA
Myxocyprinus asiaticus (Chinese sucker) is the source of this 5417-nucleotide messenger RNA. Its product is annotated as hydroxymethylglutaryl-CoA synthase, cytoplasmic-like. The record is from RefSeq and is a predicted model, not a curated record. Gene Ontology annotation, biological process: acetyl-CoA metabolic process. The transcript is spliced from 10 exons. Bases 693 to 2327 code for a protein of 544 amino acids. Gene Ontology annotation, molecular function: hydroxymethylglutaryl-CoA synthase activity. NCBI's taxonomy places the organism in Eukaryota, Metazoa, Chordata, Actinopteri, Cypriniformes, Catostomidae.